Erinaceus europaeus (western European hedgehog) is the source of this 1721-nucleotide messenger RNA. RefSeq names its product glycerol-3-phosphate dehydrogenase 1 (gene GPD1). NCBI's taxonomy places the organism in Eukaryota, Metazoa, Chordata, Mammalia, Eulipotyphla, Erinaceidae. Gene Ontology annotation, biological process: glycerol-3-phosphate catabolic process; carbohydrate metabolic process. Gene Ontology annotation, molecular function: glycerol-3-phosphate dehydrogenase [NAD(P)+] activity; protein homodimerization activity; NAD binding. Bases 49 to 1158 code for a protein of 369 amino acids. The transcript is spliced from 8 exons. The record is from RefSeq and is a predicted model, not a curated record. Gene Ontology annotation, cellular component: glycerol-3-phosphate dehydrogenase (FAD) complex; cytosol.
CACCCACCCCUGGGGGGCGGGGCUUGGCUGCACCCACGUGUGGAUUAAAUGCUCCAGCAGGAGCUGCAGAGAGCGCCACAGAGCCAGCUCAGGCAGGGAGGCAGCACCAUGGCCGGCAAGAAAGUCUGCAUUGUAGGCUCUGGCAACUGGGGCUCAACCAUCGCCAAGAUUGUGGGCAGCAAUGCCGCCCAGCAGGCUCGCUUUGACCCACAGGUGAUCAUGUGGGUGUUCGAGGAAGAUGUCGGGGGCAGAAAGCUGACUGAGGUCAUCAACACACAGCAUGAGAAUGUCAAGUACUUGCCCGGCCACAAGCUGCCCCCCAACGUGGUGGCGGUCGCAGAUGUGGUCCAGGCCGCAGCAGGUGCUGACAUCCUGAUCUUCGUGGUGCCCCACCAGUUCAUCAGCAAGAUCUGUGACCAGCUCAAGGGCCAUCUGAAGGCUGACACCAUUGGCAUCUCUCUAAUUAAGGGGGUAGACGAGGGCCCCAAUGGACUGAAGCUCAUCUCUGAAGUGAUUGGGGAGCGCCUGGGCAUCCCCAUGAGCGUGCUGAUGGGGGCCAACAUUGCCAGUGAGGUGGCCGAUGAGAAGUUCUGUGAGACAACCAUUGGCUGCAAAGACCUGACCCAGGGGCAGCUUCUGAAAGAGCUGUUUCAGACGCCCAACUUCCGCAUCACGGUGGUGAAGGAGGUGGACACCGUCGAGAUCUGUGGGGCCUUGAAGAAUAUAGUGGCUGUAGGGGCUGGCUUCUGUGACGGGCUGGGCUUCGGCGACAACACCAAGGCGGCAGUGAUCCGACUGGGACUCAUGGAGAUGAUCGCCUUCGCCAAGCUCUUCUGCAGUGGUCCUGUGUCCUCGGCCACCUUCCUGGAGAGUUGUGGUGUUGCCGACCUCAUCACUACCUGCUAUGGAGGGCGGAACCGUAAAGUGGCAGAGGCCUUCGCCCGCACAGGAAAGUCCAUUGAACAGUUGGAGAAAGAGAUGUUGAAUGGACAGAAGUUGCAGGGGCCCCAGACAGCCCGAGAGCUGCAAAGCAUCCUCAAGCACAAAGGCCUGGUGGACAAGUUCCCACUGUUCAUGGCUGUGUACAGGGUAUGCUACGAGAACCAGCCGGUGGGUGAGUUCAUCCGCUGCCUGCAGAAUCACCCAGAACACAUGUGAGCGGGGCCGGGGUCCAGGCCAGGAAGCCUCUUUACCCCAGUGCAUCCAGGCAGGAGCUCAGGGUACCUGGCCACCAGGAUCUCUGAGACCCCUCCCUGGAGCUGCUGCUUUUCAACUUUUCACUGGAGGCUGGAAGGCUGUGGAGCCCAGCUACCUGCCUCAGAACCCUGAGCCACCGGGUAGCCUGCAGCUGCCUGCCACAUCUUGCCAGAAAUGAAGCUGCUGUGUCCUUCUCCAGAUGUGUGCCCUGUCCCAGGAUGGAUAGAAUCAAGCAUCAGUGCUGCCUGCUUUGAAAGUGAGGGGAUGAGGGAGGAAUGGAGAAAGAGAGAGGCAAUGUAUGGGUUGCCUGCUUUCCCCCACAGACCAGGGAUCCUGUCCCCAGACCCAGCGGGGUGGCUCAGAUCCCUCAGUCACAAAAACAAUGAGGCAAGGGCUGCCAGGAGGGGUCUGGGCCUUUGAGCUGACAUAGGCCCUUGGGACCCCUUUGCUCUGAUCUCUGCCAUGCCCCACACACCAGCAAUGGAUCUCAGUGUUUGUGAGAAAAAUACAAAGAUCUCAAACAA